Cuscuta campestris is the source of this 999-nucleotide messenger RNA. The record is from the annotation of a GenBank genome assembly. Lineage: Eukaryota; Viridiplantae; Streptophyta; Magnoliopsida; Solanales; Convolvulaceae.
CGUUGAUCUACAAUUCCCCGGACAACCCUCAACCGACGUCCAUGUUGUGUUCCAUUUCGACCCAGAAAUCCGGCGGUUCUAAAUGGCCCGACCGUCUCCGAUCGUCGAAGGGCUUUCCAUCCGGCGACCUCGUCAAUUUCGAACAAAUGCAUCACCAUACGUUUUCCACGCUUGAUUCCGCGACAAUUAAUCUCACAUCCCCGAGGUCAGAAGGCAUCCGUUCGGAAUGCUGCUCGUUUGGAGCUGAAUCAGAGAAAGAACAGGUUCUUGAAGGUUCAGUCGAUGGAGAAGGCAAAGAAUUGUUCAAUGCUUUUAGCCAUGUUCUCGCCGAGCUGUUUAAUAUGGGAGAACCCAGUAAUUAUGUAGUACAUAAAAAGGUUUCUCGGAAACAAUCAAACCCUAGGCUUUUUGCGGCUUCCACUUCUUCUGAAUGUAAUAAUGUUUCUGGCCCCGGGGAUGAGCAGAGAGCAGAAAUAAAGACAGUGAACAGCAAGGUGAAGCAACUGGAGCCAGGACAGAAUUUAGUACCAAGUGAGGAGGAGGUGAAUAUCAAUUCAACAGCAAUGGGGUUUUCUAGGAGUGAGGUUACUGUGAUAGACACAAGUUGUACCCCGUGGAAAUUUGAUAAAUUGCUGCUUAGACAGAAAAAUGUGUGGAAGGUCCGUGACAAAGGAACAAAGACAACAUAUUUGGGGAAAAAGAGAAAUGAAAUUGCAGAGCAUGACAAUGUUGGUGGAAUGAAGAAGCAGAAAGCUUUUAGUGGAGAAGAGAGUAAACUCCCAAAAAAUGAAGUAAGUUGGAUACAAUCAUUUUAGGUUUACUGUCAUCUUGUUCCUGUUCUCUUUUAAUUAUGAUCUGCUUCUCUAUAUUCAAUCUUGAGAUCUUCUCAUCCACCGUGUUGAGCUGCAUCUCUUAACACGUGAUCUAUUGUCAUUUCACUUUUGCGUAUAAGAUUACAAUUUUACAUCUUAUAGUGAUUAAUGAAUUAUUCUAUGCAUA